AUGUUAAGCAUGGCAUAUUGUAAUCCGUCCGAAAUGGAUUUUCUAGAAACCGUGUCUAUGGACUCCCACGACAUCCAUAGUGAAAUGGAGAAAAUUCUGUCAAACGCAAACACCGAGUUUCUAAACAACAGUGACAAUAGCAACCAUGCAAACAGUGCUUUUGAUUUAGAUGCCACCGGACCAGGUUCCAUAGACGAAUGGAUACAAGCUAUACAUUGGAAUGAUGUGGCAAAAGUUCACAGUGUCAUGGACUCAUCAUUUGAUAUGGACAAUAAUAAUCCAAAUUUAGUUGUCAAUCCUCAGUCAGUGAUGCCAAUAGUAGUAGGACCGGUCCACAGCUCUCCAAAGGAGGCCGCCUUUUCACAGAUUGACACACAGACAGAACCAAACUCCACAGCUGUGAAUUUACAAGGCUCAGUGUAUGGCUCGGAAGCCCUUGGACUGAAAAUAGAAAAUGUGAUUAGUCUCAAUCCCCAAUUCAAUGAAAAAAACAACAACCAUUUAGGAGCAACAGGCAAUUCUCCACUAAGACAGAACUUUGUGUCAAUACAGGCUCCCAGCAGAAUGACAAAGUCUGUCACUGUGUCCGUUUCUAAAGGUGCCGUGUCAUCAGUCAAGAAGAUGGCACGGCACGAAAAAGUGUUUCCCAAACCCAUGUAUUCGUAUAGUUGUCUGAUCGCCCUGGCUUUAAAGAACAGUCGACAUGGAAGUCUACCUGUCAGUGAAAUUUACAAUUUCAUGACAGAACAUUUCCCAUACUUUAAAACAGCUCCAGAUGGAUGGAAGAACUCUGUUCGACAUAACCUGUCAUUAAACAAAUGUUUCGAGAAAGUGGAUUCGCCCAAACUGAAUGGAAAUACGAAGAAAGGAUGCUUGUGGGCACUUAAUCCAGCCAAGAUUCUUAAGAUGGAAGACGAACUUGCAAAACACAAGAAAAAAGACCUAGAUUCCAUUCUAAAGAGCAUGUCACACCCAGACAAGCUGGAGUUGAUUGAGGCUGGGAAGGCAGGACCAGUGGGGUCGAAAAGGGAAGACGUUUCCUCCCCAAAACAGCCCAUCAUAGAGGAGAAGAAAGACUUCCUAGCAACAGAUGUUGACAUUCUGGAGAAUGGCAUGGGGCUGGAACAGGAACUGCCAGAGAUUAAUUUCCAGACCUCUGGUAUUUGGGAUGACAUUCGGAUUGAUUCUGUGACGUCACCCUCUACAACACAAGUCCUCACCCUUAGUGCUGCCCCCUUGUCGGGCCCCGCUACCGUAGCAGGAAAUGGGAGUAUCUAUGGAAUCCUGACCUGCUCCAGUCCCAUGAACACCCUGAAUUCCAGCUUGACCCAGAGCAGUUAGAUACCGUCCAGUUGUCUAGUCUCUGCCAUGUUUAGAACAUUCCAGCCAACCCACCCUGUCUGUGUGUCUGUCUCUGUUGAUUUUAGAAACUCUAAACCCUUUAUCACGUUAAGUGUUUCUUGGAUGUUUAGCAUGCAUCCAGAGGAUCCUUUUCCCCUACUGUCAUAUUGCAUAUUUAACCUGUACAUAUGAAGAAAGUGAAUUUGAACUGUGUUACUAAUUUCACUUCUUGUUUUGAUGUGAAUGUAUCGAUUGUUCCACUAUGCAGUUGGUGCAACAAGCCACAAUGUGUUCAGAUAGAAUAUUCCUAGAUUUCUACAAAUCUAGCAGCCAUGAUAUUUACAGUUUUAUACAUAUCAGUGUGACUGUUAACUUCUGCUUGUCCAAUUUAACAGGUUCAUUUUUCCAUCUAUUUCAUGCAUUUGUAAUUACAUGACCCUGAGUACAUGCCUUUUGAUCUUUAUAUUCAUGAAUGUUCCGAGAGAUAAACUUUCAAUCAACGAUCAAACUCAAAAUUUCAUCCAACUGCUGUUGGAUAUCUUUAGAAUGAAUGCACAUGCUGUGGACGAUAGCGCAAUGCACGUGGAUUGGCUUUGUUAAGUUUUUAUGAGGUGGAUGUACACGUUAUGUAGACCAUACGGAGACCUGUUGUUUGUGAUACAUGUCUUUAGCUCCAUGAAUGUCCUCCCUACAUUUGUGAUCAUGCUUUUUAAUUUGAGAAAUGGCAAGAUGUAUUGUUUUAUGGCGUGAAAAUUGUCCUUAUUUCUUUUUAUUUUUUGUCUGUAUAGAACGAUCUUUGUUGAGAUCAUACGUUUGCUCACUCAAUGUGAUGAUAUGUUUGUGAAGGAGUGGAAUGCACAUGAAAUGUACAUAGAAUGGAAGAACGUUGUAAAUGAAGGAUUGAAAUGUGGUGUGCCAAAGUGAUGUUUUCCUAAGUGGAUUGCUUCAUGCGAGACACAAACCCCUCAAAGGCAGCAGUGUAUAGGAGCCUGAUGGUUCAGCGUAGUUCUGGGACAGCAUUGGUUCAGCUUGAGUUCUCAAAUCACUAGUCGUAGAGGCUAGCUGGUUCAGUUCUGCUCCAGUGAAGCAAGUAGCUUGUCUUAGUUCUAGUGAUUCACAGGUUCACGUUUUGAUUUUGUGACUCCAAUGCUCGGUUAUUUAAGUUUGUAGAUGGCUUUUUUAGUAAAUUUCUGUAUGUAUGUAGAUGGACAAGGCAAGGUAAUGUCAUAUUACAAAUUAAUUUUCUAACACAAGUUUGUUCCUAUGUUUUGUUUGAUUAUUGCGAAUAUAUUUUCAUGGCCAUUUCAGUUAGUAAAUAUAAAUUUUGAUAAUUUUUUAUUUCAAAUAUUCACAAAUCUACAUAUUUAAGGUAGUGCUCUAAGUUUAGUAAUUUUUUUCAACUUAAACAGAUGUUACUAUAUAGCUAUUUUACCAAAAGGUCUGAAAUUUCAUGUUCUAGUUAUUAUAAGCCAUUUGUGUUCCUGUAAAUUAUGUUCAUUUUAGAUUUUAUUUUAAAUCUGUUCAUGCAGAUUUUUAGUUUUAUGUUUAGCUUGCCUGUGUUGACUUUUAAUAAUGUUUAUAUUUUAUGUAGUCUUAUUCAAAUCUUUAUGUGUUCCAAUAUAUCGUGAAAUUCACAAGCUUGCAGCAAUGAAUGUGUUCACACCUUCUUUUCACCAAAGAAGAAAAACUUGUAUUAUAUUUUUUACCUGAUGUACUUUAAGAUGCAUUACAAAAGAGUGAGAAAAAAAAUUAAUAAAUAGUUUUCUUGA
Ostrea edulis (European flat oyster) is the source of this 3110-nucleotide messenger RNA. RefSeq names its product forkhead box protein N4-like. The record is from RefSeq and is a predicted model, not a curated record. The transcript is spliced from 6 exons. Gene Ontology annotation, molecular function: DNA-binding transcription factor activity, RNA polymerase II-specific; transcription cis-regulatory region binding. Lineage: Eukaryota; Metazoa; Mollusca; Bivalvia; Ostreida; Ostreidae. Gene Ontology annotation, biological process: regulation of transcription by RNA polymerase II. The coding region runs from base 1 to 1341 and encodes 446 amino acids.